AUGUCCUCGAAUUCCUCCCACCUCUUGGAGCUGCCAUCUUUCCGCUGGAAGGACGAGGCGGGGGGAGCCCGCCGAGACCACGGCCUCAACCCCAAACCGGCCCACAGGGACCCUCACCCCCGCGGGGGACACGCGAGGACCCCAGAGCUGGGGGAGCCCGGCUCGUUGCCUUGGCAACCAGCCCACCGCCCGCUUCCCCUCGCCCUCGCCCCGCCUACCGAGCCCAGGGAGGAGGAGGAGGAGGAGGCGGAGGAGGCGGAGGGCGUCCCGGAGGCGGAGGGCCCGGAGGCGGCCAUGCUGGGCCCGGAGGGCGGCAUGGAGGAGGAGGCGGCGGCCCCCCCAGGCCCGGCCCGCCGGCUGGACACCGUCCUCCGGGGCCUCUACGACUUGGGAGAGACCCCGGAGAGGCCCCAGGCGAAGCCCAAGAAGAGAAAGGAGAGCGCGGGGCAGCGGGAGGUGGCCUUGGGCCUGGAUGGUCCCGGAGCGGGCCCGGAUGGUCCCGGAGCGGGCCCGGCCGCCGCGAAGCCCGGGCACCGCCCGAAGCGGACCCGACACUUCUUCGAGGAGCUGCGGGGAGAACUGCAAAGCGUCCAGGGCCCGGGUCCGGGCCCCGCAGCCCCGGGAGCCCCAGAGGCUCCGGAGGGCGGGAGCCGGCCGGUGCCCGUGGUCGAGUUUUGCAGCCGGAGGAAGCAGCGGCAGCCGCCGCAGCCUGAGGCGGGUGGAAGGCCCCAGGCCCCGGCGCCGCAGGCCAAAGCCAGCGUCCUGAAGAAACAAGGGGAAGAGCCGGUGUUUGACCUGGAAAAGGCUCGUUUGGAGGUGCACAGGUUUGGGAUCACCGGCUAUGGGAAGGGGAAGGAGCGUGCCCUGGAGCGGGAGCGAGCCAUCAUGCUGGGGGCAAAGCCUCCCAAACGCGAGUACGUGAACUACAAAGUGUUGCAGGAGAUGGUCAAGUUAAAGAAGGCGGCUAAAAACGAAGGCAGCGGAGCUUUCGGGGAUCCGGUCCAGGGCCCAGCCACUCUACAGCAGAUGGAGAGGAAGCCCAAGAAGAAAUAUGCUCCGAGAGUACCGUUUGGGUCCCAGACGGGUCAAGUGGGGAAAUUCCAGAAUGGGAUGUUGCUCCUGAGCAGCCAGGACAUCAAGAAGAUCAAUUCCUCCCGCGUGGUCCGGUGAGGAAGGUCAGCCGGACGGAGGGGCGGCCAGAAUACCGGCACCGCCUCUGCCACCGCGGGGGCCUCCGCCCAACCAAGAACCCCAGAUCGGGUCGUCCGCUUCAGACCCGUCUGCCCCAGCAUGGCAGGAACAACUGAGGCUGUGUGCCACCACCGUGGACCAACUGGGCCUGUGCUUUGGACUGUUUCAGCCUAAGGGGCCAGGAUGAUUAUUAUUGUGGCGUUUGUUAAGCACUUACUGUGCGUCGAGCACUGUACUAAGCGCCAAGAGAGAUAUCAGCUAAUCGGGUUGAACGCAGUCCAUGUCCCCACAUUGAGGUUUCCUCACAGUCCUAAUCCCCGCUUUACAGAAGAGGAAACUGAGGUACAGAGAAGUGAAAUGACUUGCCCAUGGUCACACUGCAGACAAGUGGCAGAGGUGGGAUUAGAACCCGGGUCCGUCCUACUCCCAGGUCCGUGCUCUAUCCCCUAGGCCAUAUUGCUUCUCUUGUACUCACAUUUGUCUUGACAGAUGCCCGUGGAACUGUAAUAAAAGUGGGUUUGAGAAGUG
This is a messenger RNA of Tachyglossus aculeatus (Australian echidna), 1719 nucleotides long. It is a transcript of the gene FSAF1, whose product is annotated as chromosome 19 C1orf131 homolog. The record is from RefSeq and is a predicted model, not a curated record. The transcript has 9 exons. Lineage: Eukaryota; Metazoa; Chordata; Mammalia; Monotremata; Tachyglossidae. The coding region runs from base 1 to 1170 and encodes 389 amino acids.